GACUCGCCCCGCGUCUGGGGGUGGCGGGCGUCGAAGGGGGGAGGGGUGGGGUGAGGAAAAGACGAGCUGAAGCCGGGCCCGGAGGGGGACGCGCCGAGCGGCGGGUGCAGUCAUGGCAGACUACUGGAAGUCACAACCAAAGAAAUUCUGUGAUUACUGCAAGUGCUGGAUAGCGGACAAUAGGCCUAGUGUUGAAUUUCAUGAAAGAGGAAAGAAUCAUAAGGAAAAUGUGGCAAAGAGGAUCAGUGAGAUUAAACAGAAAAGCUUGGAUAAGGCAAAGGAAGAAGAAAAAGCAUCAAAGGAGUUUGCUGCAAUGGAGGCGGCUGCCCUGAAAGCAUACCAAGAGGAUUUGAAAAGGCUUGGCUUAAAGUCAGACAUUUUGGAGGAAAGCGUAUCACCAGUAACCAGCACUGUCCCACCUCCUCCUUCAUCAAGUCAACCGAAAGAAAAAAAGAAAAAGAAAAAAGACUCUUCAAAGGACCGAUGGAUAGAAGGCUUAACUUCUGAGGGUUACCAUUACUAUUAUGAUCUUACCACAGGAGCAACUCAGUGGGAGAAACCUGAAGAAUUUCAAGGAAGCCUAAAAAAGACAGCAUUGAAGACUGUUUGGGUCGAAGGAGUAAGUGAAGAUGGGUAUACCUAUUAUUAUAAUGCAGAAACAGGAGAAUCCAGAUGGGAAAAACCUGAUGAUUUUAUUCCACUAUCUGGCGGUUCACCUUCUAGUAAGGUCAGCAAAAAGGCACAUGGCACCCUAGAAGAUUCCAAAUCAUCAGAUUCACAUAGUGAUUCUGAUGAGGAAAAGGAAGCAGAGAAAGGAGAAGUCUCAACAGAAACACAAAAACAGAAAAUAAAGUUUACGAUAAAAAAGAAAAGUAGUAAUGAUAAAGGAAAUGAAUCAGGAACACAAAAAGGUAGAAAAAGCCAGGAACAGAAUUCAUCCAUUUCUAAAGAAGAAAAGCCGAAAGUUCAUAAAAAAACAACUCCUACUCCAUAUGGACAAUGGCAAGAAAUUAAACAAGAAACUGAGUCUCAUGAAGAGGUAGAUUUGGAACUUCCAAGCACUGAAAAUGAGUAUGUGACAUCUUCAGAAGUUGAUGCUGAUGGGGAACCCGACGUGGUAUUUAAAGAAAAAACAGUCACCUCCCUUGGAGGCAUAGCAGAUGGAGUAGCCCCGGUCUUCAAGAAGAGAAGACUUGAAAAUGGGAAAUCUAGAAACUUAAGGCAACGAGGUGAUGAUCAAUAGUUGUGAUUUUGAACAGAAUGGAAACUAUACAUCUUAAAACCCCUCUGUGUUUGUUUCUGAAUACUUCUGUGCUUAAAAGUUUAGAUUUAUUCUAAAUGUAUUUUCUGUAAAUUUAAAAUAAAUCUUUCAUGUGAAACUUAUUUUUCUUCCUAAAAUGGAAGGUCUGCCACAUGGCAUUGUAAUAUGAUGUAUUAUGUUCAGUGGCUAAAAAUUGCUAAUUAUGUCUAAAAUAGAUACUAUAUCUUUAAAAAUGGGAAAGCAAGGUCUUUAUUCUUUCUUGUAUGAACAUACUUAUGUAGCACUGAAACUGAAUUAUUUCUGUAUAUUGGUGAUAACUUUUGUUAUCUAAGAAGAAUCAGAACACCUACGGGAAGAUUCCCACAGAGUGCUUAAUUAAUUUCUGAGGAUCCUGUUAGGAAUUUGAUAGAAUAUGGGCACAUUGGUUUAUCUUACCCUGAGGAAAAGUUCACGGACCAUGAACCAAAGGUAUUUCAAAGAUAGUAGUAGGACCUAAUACACAGGUGGGACCAAAGGUAGAAAUAAGUGUUUUCCGAGUUCGAGUUAAAGCUUAUUUCGCCAUUUUUACUUUGAACAAGGCAAAGUAGUUCCAGAGUAAACUUUGGAAUCUAAGGGGAUAUAAAGUUGUGUACAUCAUAACCCUUUUCUUAUGGCUUCCCAGCCUUAACAGUCCUCUUUCCCUCUCAGUCAUGUACCCCAGAUAGCAGCGUUAUAUGUACUGUGAAGAUAAUUUUUGGGGGCGGGAGAAGAUACUUUUUAAAGUUUAUUAAAAUAUAUACUAAUGAAGAUAUACACCAAAUUCGUAUUGGUCCUACCAUCAGUAAGUUUCAAGUGUUCCCUUAGACAAAUUGGAAAUUUCCUGUUUUCUGGUUAAAUUUCUGAAGUGGUAGAAUUUCAGUAAUGUAAUCUAUUUUGAGUUAGGUUCCUUCCUUUAUACUCAAAUCCAUUAAAUUAUAUUUUUUAUAAAGUUACAGUAGUCAGCAUUUGGUAGUAGAUAUUUAUCUUUUUAAGGUUGCUAGUAUACAUGUAAAAAAUGUUAGCUUAUUAAAAAACUAUGUAC
Messenger RNA from Sorex fumeus (smoky shrew), 2321 nucleotides. RefSeq names its product WW domain binding protein 4 (gene WBP4). Gene Ontology annotation, cellular component: precatalytic spliceosome; nucleus. The transcript is spliced from 10 exons. Gene Ontology annotation, biological process: mRNA splicing, via spliceosome. Lineage: Eukaryota; Metazoa; Chordata; Mammalia; Eulipotyphla; Soricidae. The coding region runs from base 113 to 1243 and encodes 376 amino acids. The record is from RefSeq and is a predicted model, not a curated record. Gene Ontology annotation, molecular function: protein binding; RNA binding; zinc ion binding.